Molecule: messenger RNA, 710 nt
Organism: Populus nigra (black poplar)
Lineage: Eukaryota; Viridiplantae; Streptophyta; Magnoliopsida; Malpighiales; Salicaceae
Exons: 1
Coding region: 41-541 (166 amino acids)
Source: RefSeq, a predicted model, not a curated record
ACCAAGCAUUGAUCUAAAAACAUUAAUUCAAUCCCUCAAAAUGGCUCAACUUCUUCUUCUUUGCCUUGUUUUAGCAGAUGCUUUUGUAGGGCUCGCAAUGGCCAGUGAAAAGGUUCAGACCAUUGUUCAGUCUAGCCCUGCGCCAUCCUCCCACCCACAAGCUCCCACUCAGAAUUUAUACGAUGCUCAAGCGCCCAAUAUCAGGAAACUUGGAAAACACCAUCUCCAUAAAAUGAUCCAGUCCUUCGUGGCCCCAAUACAUAGCCCAUCUAUAGCUCCUCACCAAGCUCAAGAAAACGUUCAUUCCAAAAGAGAAACCAGUUCUUUGCACCAAAUCAGGUCGUCCUCUGAGCCCGGCAGCACUGAAGAGAGCGCGAGCAUCCAUGUGCAAGAUAUUCACCUUCCAAACCAUCAUCAUUCAGUGGACAAGUCAAUAGCUGGGGGCGGUGUGAUUCUUGGGGGUCUUGCCGCCGUAUUUUUAGUGGCUGUUUUCCGUUACAUUAGAGCUACUGGCAGACAUAAAGCAGGAGCCACUUCUUGAGUCAAGUUAUCUAGAGUUGUCUUGUAGGUAUAUGAUAGGGGGAAAACAUCUUGUGUUUCAACACUUUCAAGAAAAUAAACACUAAUAUUCUGAAGGAUAUGGUUUAUAACAGUGAAAAUGAACAUAUUUUUGUUUUAAAUAUACUUCAUUUGAAUCUCGGGUUGGAGCA